Molecule: messenger RNA, 759 nt
Organism: Prosopis cineraria
Lineage: Eukaryota; Viridiplantae; Streptophyta; Magnoliopsida; Fabales; Fabaceae
Product: protein NONRESPONDING TO OXYLIPINS 2, mitochondrial
Exons: 3
Coding region: 15-374 (119 amino acids)
Source: RefSeq, a predicted model, not a curated record
UGUUCGGUUGCGCUAUGGUAGGGUUUAAGCUGAGCUUAGGUCUCUCACCGUCACAGACGGACCUGACCUUUGCUGAAGCAGCAAUGGCUUCUUCUUUGUGUAGAUCAGCAUCGAGGUUCACCUCAAGGUCCAUUGUAAGUCGUUCCAAAAUCCUCAGUGAAAAAUUCCUCUCUCCUGUGUCUCAGCCAUCUCUCCUCUCUUCGCCUUCAUCAUCGGCUAUUCCUCGCGCUUCAAGGAUUUUGUCCGUAAUGGGAAGCGUCGAGUCUAUGAUGCCCCUUCACAGUGCCAUUGCGAAUGCUAGACUCGUUUCCAGUAUCGCCGUUGAUUCCAGCUGCUGGAGUUGGCUUUCUCGAGACUUUGCAGUUCCUCGGUGACAAAAGAUUAAAGGAUUGAGUCAUUUCAAUCUUUUAGCUGGGUUGCAUCUGGGUUUUUGUUGGCUCAAUCUUCGCUCUUUUAUCCAAACGGCCGUCUCAUAGCUCGGACUCCCCUCGUUGCCUGGAGCGCCACAUGAGAUUCAAAUCUCUUUUUCCUCCCAUUCUGUAAACCUUUUAUCGGUCUCAAGGCAUUUUGAUAUCAAGUAGAGUUUUCUUAUAUCUGAUGGAUCAUUUGAUGAAUAGAUUUCAUGCACCCAAACUGUAAUCAGGAGUUUGGAUCGCUGACAAACCAUCUGUUCUGCAAAACAACGAGGAACUCCUAUUUUUCUGCAGGACUUUGUUGGGAAGUUAAUAUAAUUUGAGAGGCGUCCGUUCAUGUUGGCAA